AUGGCCGCUGCUGUCGCCAGGUAUCCUUCUAUGCUCGGUCGUUCUUCAACACCUCCACCGCACCUAUCGAUGAACACCUCUUCUCGUGGUACACCUACUGCUAUCCCCAACAAGCACAUUCCGGAAUGCUCCCCUGGUGGACUUCCCGCAACCCCCCCGGCAUCUCCUCCGCGGCAAGACAGUCUCAUUGAACAGUCAUCAAUCACAUACCCACCAGAUGCAUACUGCUCGCAAUACUCGGAUGACCCGCCUGUAUACACCAUCACUGCGGAUCGCAUGGCGGAGGCCCUAGAGCACAUUGCAACUCAGCCUCUUCCGAACCCUGACCAAGUCUUCCCAUGGAUGCACGGUCUUCAUUCCGAAAAUCAGAUACAGCUUGCUUUUUUCUCGUCUCGUCGCAGAAGCGGCCGAAAGGUUCCUAGAUGCAUUCGCAGCAUUACCGUGGUCAAGACUGGUGGAAAUCUGUCAUCGUCCAAGUUAAAGGGCGCGGUUGCACCAGAUGAAUUACUGGAGUCUGUGUCUUCUGAAUCACCCAAGUUUCUGGAGUGCGACCCAAAGGAUGGCUUCUCUGUGCGGAACUUCCAGAUCCAGGCCUGUAAGUUGGCUAUGGUUUCGGACAUCAUCGUAUAUGGCGACCACAAAACCAAUCCGCAAGACACGAUUGCGCUCGCUCAGAAGAUCUCGAAGGCUCAGAGGCAGUACGAAACAAAGAACGGAUUUUCGCAUUGCUUGUUCAAUACGUUCGUGCUUUCAGAUUCUUUUGCGUCUAUGCAAGAAAAAUACCCAAAGCUCAUCGCCAUUAAUUCCGCGGGCGAUAUGACGGGAGAGGUUGCUGAUUUCUUCUAUUGGGAGCGAUAUGAGAUGAGCGCAAUGUCAAAAGCGACUGAGAUCAGCAACAAUGUCUUCUUGGGGCCUACGCCUGAUCAGGCACUGCAUCCGGACUGUGUGGGCGAAGAAGCCUACGACAUGCUCAUCGAAGCGACUGAUCUUGCGCAUAUACCCGAAUCACGCUCACUGCGAGCUCUCCGUAUGGGUCUUGAGCGAGUCCACCGGAAAUCCACCCUGCACAUGGAGUUCCCGUCAUCAGGAAGCAUCAUGCCUCCUACGUGGGCACAUGGCGAAGUUGAUGGUCUUAUGGACAUGUGCAAAUGGAUGUACGAACUGGCGAACCCACAAGAGGUCCGGCGGUCAAAGCGAAGACGGGAAGAAGAGGACGAGGCCAUAGAGAUGGACGACAUUGCGGCGCCGCGCAGGUUCUUGAUACACUGCACAGAUGGCUACACUGAGACGACUCUUCUUGCUUUAGCUUACUUCAUGUAUGCGGAGGGCUUGCCUGUUCACGAUGCUUGGAUUCAAAUGCAUCGUGACAAAGGUCGCAAUUUCUUUGCGUACCCUUCAGACGUUGCGUUAUUGACAGCGAUACAACCUCGAAUCCUCCAAGAAUCUCCUCGCUUCAGCCAGAGUGUUCUGAACAUCUCGGAACCACGCUGGCUGUCGAAGCUUGAUGGCAGCCUGCCCAGCCGGAUCUUGCCCUACAUGUACCUCGGCAACCUUGGACAUGCUAACAACCCGGAGCUCCUCAGCGCUAUCGGAAUCACACGAGUUCUGAGCGUUGGGGAAGCACUUUCUUGGCCUGAAGACGUCGAGAAAAAGCACGAUUGGCCCGAGGAGAACUUUCUGAUGAUUGACCGAGUUCAGGACAAUGGUGUAGAUCCUCUCUGGGGCGAGUUUGAGCGUUGCCUAAAGUUUAUUGAAGCAGGAAAGAGAGAGGGAGGCGCAACGUUAGUGCAUUGCCGUGUAGGUGUAUCACGGUCUGCAACGAUCUGUAUUGCCGAAGUCAUGAACGAGCUGGGGCUGUCUUUCCCCCGUGCCUACUGCUUUGUCCGGGCCCGACGACUUAAUGUUAUAAUCCAACCUCACCUUCGAUUCACUUACGAACUACUCAAGUGGGAAGAGUACCAGCGUCAACGACGCAAUGAGCCUCUUCGCCGCGACCUGGAGUGGGCGACUGUAGCGCGCGAAAUCGCUCUCAUGAACAAGCCCUACUCCAGAUAA
Alternaria atra is the source of this 2055-nucleotide messenger RNA. RefSeq lists its product as uncharacterized. The record is from RefSeq and is a predicted model, not a curated record. The transcript is spliced from 3 exons. Gene Ontology annotation, molecular function: protein tyrosine/serine/threonine phosphatase activity. Gene Ontology annotation, biological process: protein dephosphorylation; nuclear DNA replication. The coding region runs from base 1 to 2055 and encodes 684 amino acids. Lineage: Eukaryota; Fungi; Ascomycota; Dothideomycetes; Pleosporales; Pleosporaceae.